GAGGAAGAGACGCCUCGUGGGCUAAUUGGAGAUUGGUAUCUUCGACCCCCCUUGCCGACAUGCGAAUUACAGGUGGUGCUUGUGUGGGGUCGCAGUGAGCUGGCACUUGAACCUGGACCCUUGGAAAAUGCUCCGCGCCCAGCGACGUCAAGCGUAAAGUACACAGCAGCAAUACAAGUAACAACCGGUCCUCUGCUGCUCGUCUGAUCUUCCCAAAACCCGUCUCCUUCACAACCAGCAGCUCUCUCCUUUCUCCAUCCGAUACGAGCGAAAGAAGGAAAAGAAAGGUAGAAAACAAAAAGAAAAGAAGAAGGAAACCCCCCUCCCUUUCCACACGAGCCAGCAAAAACAAGAAUGGACUUCAAUUUCGACCUCGCCGAGCCGCUGGAGACGAGAACGACCAGCCACCAGCGCAACUUCUCCCGCUCCCUCCUGUCCAACAUCAAGUUCGAGCCGCGCACCGCCGAGCAGCGCGAGGCCGAUGCGAAGCGCAACGCGCCCAAGUACGCACGCGAGAAGGCCGUCAACAGCAUGCUCACGGCACGCUUCCUCAAGGCCAAGAAGACCUUUGACGCCUUCUACGGGUACAACAUCGACGAGGCGUGGGAUGGAGAUGCCGGGGCGUGGCGGGAAGAGGCGGACCCGUGGCUGAGGAUACCCGCCGGCGCCACGGACAACAACAACAACGGCGACGACGACGACACGGUGACAGAGUUCCUGCGGGGGUACACGAGGCAACGGGUCGAGGCGCACAAGGAGGAGGUCGAGAAGGAGCUGGUGAGCGCGGACGAGCUGGAGGCGCUUGCGGGAGCCGUGCUGAGGGUGGCGCGGGUCGACCUCGAGGCCGCCGGGCGGGACAACAAGAGCCUGGACGCGGACUUCAAGAAGCGCGUGCUGGGUGUCGUUGCGGAGCUGAAGACGGAGUAUAACCUGCCGCAGAGCGCACCGGAGGAUCAAGACGAGGAGGAAGUGGAGGAGGAAACCAAUGGUGUCGGCGGGGCCUGAGAGAUUUUAUAGAGAGACUUCUUCAUGCUGUCUCAGGGUAUGGUUGUGGUGAUAACGGCCGGAACCUGGUGUCCCAGUAGCAUGGACCGCACCUGGGCUUGAAGACUGCUAUUGCGAAUGCCCAGACUCGACACUAUCUCGGAUUUUGUCUGCUUGGAAUCAGGCAAAGUGUCUGUUUUUCCCAAAUGCGAAUAUACCCCACAAUAGUCGUCAUCAGAUUUUCAAUGUCAGCCGACAUGGCUAAGACAGCAGACUCAAGUCAUUACCUAACUUCUUUAAUUACAUCGAUUGCUAGAGACAUAUCAAUGAUGAAGAGGUCUGUGGUUGACCAAAGGGACCGGAAUACAAAAUUGACACCACGAG
Cryphonectria parasitica EP155 is the source of this 1368-nucleotide messenger RNA. RefSeq lists its product as uncharacterized. NCBI's taxonomy places the organism in Eukaryota, Fungi, Ascomycota, Sordariomycetes, Diaporthales, Cryphonectriaceae. The record is from RefSeq and is a predicted model, not a curated record. The transcript has a single exon. The coding region runs from base 355 to 1005 and encodes 216 amino acids.